AUGGUGGGCGUGCAAGAGAGCAAAGGUUCUGAACUUUAUCCACCGCUUAACGUGCAGGCAGGUUACAGGCACAUCGACUGUGCACAAGCAUACAACAACGAAAAGGAGGUCGGAUUGGGUCUUAAGAGAGUGCUCGACGAGGGCGUAGUCAAGCGUGAGGAUCUCUUCAUCACCUCCAAGCUCUGGAACACCAACCAUGCGCCGGAGGACGUCCCUGUUGCACUGGACGGCACGCUGAAAGCCCUGCAAACCGACUAUGUGGAUCUUUACCUUGUCCAUUGGCCAGUCAGGAUGAAGAAAGGCGCCGGCUUUGGCCCGCAAAGCGUCAUCCCGUCGGAUAUUCCGGCGACGUGGGCCGCGAUGGAGAAGCUGUACGACGCCGGCAAGGCGCGCGCCAUCGGCGUCAGCAACUUCUCUUCCAAGAAGCUGGCGGACCUGCUCGCCGUGGCGCGCGUGCCCCCCGCAGUGGACCAGGUGGAGUGCCACCCCGUGUGGCAGCAGGGCAAGCUCCGCGCCUUCUGCGAGUCCAAAGGGAUACACCUCUCGGCCUACUCGCCGUUGGGCUCGCCGGGCACGGCCUCAGUGAAGGCCGGCGCGGUGCUGGAGCACCCGGCCGUCGUGUCGGCGGCGGAGAAGCUGGGGAAGACGCCGGCGCAGGUGACGCUGCGCUGGGGCAUCCAGAUGGGGCACAGCGUGCUCCCGAAGAGCACCAACGAGGAGAGGAUCAGGGCCAACCUCGACGUCUACGAUUGGUCCAUCCCGGACGACCUGCUCGCCAAGCUCUCCGAGAUCGAGCAGGAGAGGUUGAUUCGCGGGGACUUCUUCGUGCACCCGGAAGGCGUGUUCAAGUCCAUCGAGGAGUUUUGGGAUGGCGAGAUCUGAGUGGCUGACGGGCAGGUCAAGGGGGAAAAAUUACUUGGCCAGGCGUACAAGAAUAACUUUGUCUGAACUGUGGCAGAAAUGAAGUGUACGUGUAACCGGUAAUCCAAUAAAUUGCGCUUUUGCUGGCAUUAGCAUGGGUUUUGCCGAGGCUGAAA
Setaria italica (foxtail millet) is the source of this 1037-nucleotide messenger RNA. Its product is annotated as aldo-keto reductase family 4 member C10. NCBI's taxonomy places the organism in Eukaryota, Viridiplantae, Streptophyta, Magnoliopsida, Poales, Poaceae. The transcript is spliced from 7 exons. Bases 1 to 882 code for a protein of 293 amino acids. Gene Ontology annotation, molecular function: aldose reductase (NADPH) activity. The record is from RefSeq and is a predicted model, not a curated record. Gene Ontology annotation, cellular component: cytosol.